AUGCCGAAAUAUAUAUGUCUACCUACAGGUCAAAGUCUUAUUGAGAAUAUACGAUACUUUAGACGAAUCAACGGUUUUCCGCAAGUAGGCGGGGCUAUAGAUGGAACAAAUAUUCCAAUAGUGGCACCACGUGAUAAUCCAGCUGAUUAUUACAACAGAAAAGGGUGGUAUUCAAUGGUAUGCCAAGCAGUUGUAGAUGCAAAUUACUGCUUUACCAAUGUUUAUGUCGGAUGGCCAGGCCGAGUCCAUGAUGCGCGCAUAUUCAGUAAUUCAGACAUUUAUCGACAAGGAGAGAAUGGAGAGCUAUUUCCUCAACAUACAGUCAAUAUUAAUGGAACUGAGAUACCUGUAUUUUUAUUGGGUGAUGCCGCGUAUCCUUUGAAAUCUUGGCUGAUGAGACCUUUUUCCGAUUUCGGAAAUUUAACUUAUGAACAAAAAACUUUUAAUUACAAGCAUUCAAGUACACGCAUGGUUGUGGAAGGAUCAUUUGGUAGGUUGAAAGGGAGAUGGCUUUGCUUACUGAAAAGACUUGAUGUCGCUACUGUACGUAUGCCUUAUGUUGUUUGUUCUUGUUGUACAUUACAUAACUUUUGUGAAGUGCAUGGUGAUGGUAUCAAUGAAAAGUGGCUAAAUGGCGUUGUUGGUGGUCAAGAUAAUGUAUUUCUUGCCAAUUUGCAAAAUAAUCAAAACAACUAUGCUGAAAAUAUCAGGGGUGCUGUUGUGUCCUUUUUAGUUUAG
This is a messenger RNA of Mytilus trossulus (common blue mussel), 738 nucleotides long. RefSeq names its product putative nuclease HARBI1. Bases 1 to 738 code for a protein of 245 amino acids. The transcript has a single exon. NCBI's taxonomy places the organism in Eukaryota, Metazoa, Mollusca, Bivalvia, Mytilida, Mytilidae. The record is from RefSeq and is a predicted model, not a curated record.